AUGGUUCUCAAGUUUUUUAUGCGUCAUCUAGGGUUCUACUUAAAUAAACACACUGGCCGUAAAAUUAGUCUUCACUCCAACUUGGGCCAUGCUGAACUCUCAGCCACUUUCAAUGGACCAAUACCAGGUGCCAUUAGUGACGAGGUGCCUACUUCCUCUCCACUGGAAGCCAGUCCUAGUUCUUCUGUUAUUGCUGCUUCUAAUCGAUUUUCCUCGACAACCAGUAGUGGUCUUCCUGGGAGUCCUGGGGUUUCUGAUGUGACACCUUUGAGGAAGUAUAUCCUCAUGGUUUCCACUUUUCAAAUGGUCAUUCUCAUGCUCUUCAAUCAACGUAGUAGGUACACCUUCAGUGAACUGAUGGUUGAGUCGGGCAUUCCGGAGAGAGACCUACUGCGAAAUUUAAUGGCCCUUUGCAUGAGUAAAUCCACCCAACGUAUUCUCUGCAAGGAGCCCAAACCCACGGCUGCUAAUAAGGAGAUUGAGCCUACGGAUGUAUUUUAUGUUAAUAACUCGUUCUUCUCUCGACUUCACAAGGUAAAGAACUUGUCAGUCCGUGAGACCGAACCAGAGAGGCAGGAGACUCGAACCAAAGUAGAUGAGAACCGACGUUACGUUAUUGAAGCUACAAUCGUGCGUAUAAUGAAGGCUCGAAAGACAAUGGAACAUAAUCAACUACUAAGUGAAGUGAUGGAACAACUCAAAUUGCGUUUCCGACCAACUUCUACGGACAUUAAACAGCGAAUUGAGGCUCUCAUUAACCGCGAAUUCAUUGCACGUUCAGAGAAUGAUCAUAAAGUGUACAAUUACAUCGCUUAG
This is a messenger RNA of Rodentolepis nana, 816 nucleotides long. The record is from the annotation of a GenBank genome assembly. NCBI's taxonomy places the organism in Eukaryota, Metazoa, Platyhelminthes, Cestoda, Cyclophyllidea, Hymenolepididae.